CAGUAUGCCGCCUGUUGCUUGCUGUAUACCUACUUAUACAAACAUUUGAGAAUAAUGUUGCUACCAUUAGCUUUGGUUUUCGCCUUUCUGGCUUCAGUCCUCGUGGAAAACGAUGCUUCUGUUGACCAGUGGGUCUACAACCCGCGGAGCGAUUACGUCCAAAAUACCGAGCAUCUCAGAGACAACUGCUGCAUCAUACCAACCUGCGACGAUUCUGGUCAUUGCUAUGAAACCCUCAGUUGUGGCUAUAUCUGCAGCCACGGUCGGUACCGUCCAGCAACAAAUUACGGCUUCACACCUGGAUAUCGCCUGAAGGAAUACUACACCAAGGAAGACUGUCGCUUUGGUGAAUGCAAAAUGUAUAAGUUCUUGUGUAGCCACUGCCCCAGUCCGAAAGAACGGGAUUUUAAUAUUUACACCGUCAGGAAAGAUUGUAAGAAUUGUUAUUCCUACAUGUAGACCAAGGUGUAAAGAGGAUGUUGAAGUUAAAAAAUCUAGUCACAAAUGGAUUACGUUCAUUUGUUUGUCAGGAUUGUAAAAUUAAGAAGAAGUGUUGACUUGACCCGAGAGAAAUAUUAAAUUCUACAAUUUUAAUUAAUAAAUCUUAGUUUUUCGUUUUUGUAAUAUUGCUUUUGUAAAAUUAUUUAUUAUUAUUAUUAAGUACUUAUGCUAUUGUUCUUGUA
This is a messenger RNA of Anoplophora glabripennis (Asian longhorned beetle), 683 nucleotides long. RefSeq lists its product as uncharacterized. Lineage: Eukaryota; Metazoa; Arthropoda; Insecta; Coleoptera; Cerambycidae. The record is from RefSeq and is a predicted model, not a curated record. The coding region runs from base 55 to 459 and encodes 134 amino acids. The transcript is spliced from 2 exons.